This is a messenger RNA of Megalops cyprinoides (Indo-Pacific tarpon), 2186 nucleotides long. It is a transcript of the gene phax, whose product is annotated as phosphorylated adaptor for RNA export. The record is from RefSeq and is a predicted model, not a curated record. NCBI's taxonomy places the organism in Eukaryota, Metazoa, Chordata, Actinopteri, Elopiformes, Megalopidae. Gene Ontology annotation, biological process: snRNA export from nucleus. Gene Ontology annotation, cellular component: nucleus. The transcript is spliced from 5 exons. The coding region runs from base 2 to 1213 and encodes 403 amino acids.
AAUGGCAGCGGUUAGUGCGGACAGGAUGGAUGAACUGGAAGAUGGAGAGAUCUCUGGGUCCGACUCAGAGUCUGAAAUGAGGGUAGCGGCUGAUGAGCGAGCUCAGGUAGAGCAGCCCGCGGCAACGGCCUUCACAGGCCACGCCUUCCAGAGCUGGGACCCUCCCCGACAGACGCCGGGCUCCGCCACAGGCUACCGCAGCGCCAUGGGGGCGGACUCUGGCGACAGCGACUCGGAUUCGGAGGAGGAGGCGGCUCUCUGGAGGCGGAAACGACAGAAGUGCACCCACGCCCCUCCGCCACCAGCCCCGCCCACUUCUGCCCCCGCCCCCUUCGGAGGCCUCCCCGGGGCGCCGGGCCGCAAGGUCAACAACAUCUGGGGUACGGUGGUGCAGGAGCAGAGCCAGGAGGCGGUGGCGGCGGAGCUGGGAAUUAUGGGAAUGGAGGGCGGGGUCAGCAUGAACAGCCGCCAGUCUGAGACCUACAACUACGUCCUGGCCCGCAAGCUGAUGGAGAAGGAGAGGCAGGAAGAGGAGGGGGGUGAGUCGGCCAUGCUGGACAGCCAGCUGGAGGAAUACAUGACCUGCCGCGGCCAGGAGGAGAAUGGGAGCGCCCACCUAAAACGCAAGAGGCCAGCCAAAGAGAGGCUGGGCCCAAGGGCUGAGAUGGACUUUAAGGGCCGAUAUGAGAUCACAGAGGACGACCCUGAGGACAAGGUGACGGACGAGAUUGUGCACAGAUUAAGAGAGCCAAAAAAGGAUUUGAUAGAGCGAGUGGUGAGAACCAUCGGAAAGAGGAAAGCCAUAGAACUGCUGGCAGAGACUGCCACCAUUGAAGAGAACGGUGGCCUUUUCACAGUAGACGGCAGCAGGAGGCGGACACCCGGAGGCGUGUACCUGAAUCUGCUGAAGAACACGCCCAGCAUCACUGGCGAGCAGGUCAAGGAAAUAUUCUACGACGAGAACCAGAAAGAGUACUCCAACAAGAAGGCGGCCAAGAAGCGCCGCCGCCACGAGCUGUCCAAGAAGAUGAAGCAGGCCAUCAACACGCUGAACCUACAGGAGCAUGACGACGUCUCCCGGGAGACCUUCGCCAGCGACACCAACGAGGCCUUGGAGUCCCUGGAGGAAGCCCACGAGGGCCAGCCGGAGCCCGCCCUCGGCACUGAAGACACUCCCGUGAUCUACAGCUCCAGCGACCUGGAGGUCUUCUGAUCCAGCGAGGGGGCCCUCCCCGUGUCUGAACUCCUGUGCAUGCCCUCAGCAAAGGGAGAGAACCUCUGUUCGUAUGGUGUUGGCGCCCGGGGUUGUGUAGAGCACUUAGAGGAUAUGGCUUCGAGCAGGAAGUUGGCGCAAAGUCAAGGAAGUGUGUGUGUGUGUGUGUGUGUGUGUGUGUGUGUGUGUGUGUGUGUGUGUGUGUGUGUGUGUGUGUGUGUAUUGCUGUCUGUCAUACCAUUGGGGAGGGUUAAACCCAGAGCCUGUCCUGGAGGGUUAUGGUCCAAGCGGUAUUUGUUUAACCCGAACACUGAACCAUCUGGUAAAAGUUAUUGUCCCAACCAAAUCAGAACAUGUUUAAAUAGGAUUCAAAACUGUGAGAGUGGUUUACAGCAAGUGGGAAAAUUCACCGGGGUGUAGACCUCCAGUGUCCCAGCUGGGCACAUUCUGCCAUUUUACUUUUCCAAAAGUAGGCGCUGUAUGACUCCAUCUUUUUGCUUCAAGUUUAAAUAUGAAUAGGAUCCGCCGCAUAUUAUUUCUGUAGAUGCAUUCCAUCGUAUUGUGGCCCCUACCGGUGUUUUAUUUAUAAACUGACACUGAGCUUAGCGAAGCCUCUGCUUAUUAACGAACUUAAUUGUCAACCCUAAUGGUAUAUUAACUAAUGGUGCAGUUUUAUUUUUGUAUUAAGAUAAGCCUAUUGGUGUGGAUAUGCUUGUAUCAGUCUGUCCCUUUUUUUUACACAUAUUUUGCUUCAUAAAGUAAGAAGCAGAGACAGUGGGCCUCGUAACAUCACAUUAUAGACAUGCUUGUUGCGCAGUUUUUUUUUUUAAAAUAGGGCUUUGUUUUGUUUUGUUUAUUCAUUCCCUGUAUUUGUAAAAAGGCACAUAAGAAUGCCAAAAUUGUGAUGGUUGAUCAUGAGGAAAGUGUUGAUUCAAUUUCUGUAACUGUCAUAACCAGACAAAGCUCGACUUUA